AUAAAUGCUAAUUAUUACCUUUGCAUCAAGUUAACUUCAUAUUGCAAUAUGACAGAAAUGAUGAUAAGUUCUUAUUCUGCAGAGAUCAUUUUCUUUUUAAUGUUCUUCUGUCUGGCUGCCACAAAGUCUCUUCAAAAAUGCGUAGAACCAGAUACAUUUCCGGGCAUGAGUUUUGAACAAUAUAUCAACACCACAAAAGCGCAGUCAUACAGUAUCACUCCUGGAUGGUACGAGAGAAUGGAAAUGGCAGACAAAGUUCCAUCUGACUAUAUUAAUAUAACACAUAGCCACUACUUAGGCAGCCGAAAGUGUAGGAAUCCUAAGCGUAAAAAUAGUCGAAAUCAGGACAACACACUUAAUAGUUUAUCGCAAUGUAUGUGGAGGUAUGUUGAAAAUAAAGAUCCCGAAAACAGAAUACCUGGAACUAUGCUAGAAGUGGAAUGUGUUUGCCCUAGUCCCCUUUAUUCUAAAAAGAAGAGUGGUUUAGUGUGCCAAAGUGUUAUUGAAUAUAUAAGUGUGCUCAGAAAGGUUGGCUGUUCCAAUGGCGUUUUUGACUAUAAACUUGUUUGGGAGCCACGUGCUGUAGCUUGUGUAGCAACAUCGUUGCCAGAACCGAAAAGGUUGUACCCCAUUGCCCACAAGACGCCAGAAUAAAGAAUCUGUAUAGAGAAGUUGUCUAGUCAAAGUUUAAACGAAGCGAAUUGAAGAAAAAACCUGAUUAACAGUUCAAUUUAAAUCCCUUCACUAAAACAUUUCGACCAUAAUUGUCAUCUUCAGCGCCAUCGGAACAUUUUGAAAAUAUACUUUCGACUUCAGCGACAUAGAAAAAAACAUAUAUUACUUUAUACUGUAUUACAGAUAACGUCAGCAGACUUUUUUUGCAAAUCUUACCACUAUAAAAAGCGUGUUUAAAGCAUUAAAAUAAAACGUUCAAUGUAAACUAUUGUUUUACCGUAGAUAAUUAUGCUUGCAUUGUUUUGCUAUACAUAUAAAUCUGUAUGAAAAGUCAAAGUUUUCGAGAGUCUUAGUUUAGCCUUUUUGCAGUUUUCCUUUACAUACUGGUUGAAAAAGCAUAACUUUAGAAAAAAUGUAUUUAAUGCUAGUCAGUCUCCUAAUAAAGUUGUUUAUUAUUGCAAAAAUGGAGGCCUUACACACAUAGUUAUCAUAUCAGACGAGAAAUGGGGAUGCAGAAGUAUUAGAUAUGUCUCAUUGCCUAUUUACAGCACUCGUUAGCAAUUAGAGGUACCAAAUUGGUGAUUUUUCAGAUAGGAUUAGUACAUUAUUCAUAUAUCUAAGGGCAAAGAGUGCUGGAAAAUGUCCCAGUCCCCUUUUAUGAUGAAAUAUUUUGGUUCAUAUUCAUUGUUAUAAUAGCAUGUAUUUACAUUCUAUUUAAAAGCAAUAAAAUAAAACAAAGCAAACACAUAUUAUAUCUUUGUUGUCACAAGAGUGAGAUGAACAUUGACGCAGGUAAGUAAUUUAUUUGAACAUUUAGUA
Messenger RNA from Mercenaria mercenaria, 1494 nucleotides. RefSeq lists its product as uncharacterized. The transcript has 2 exons. Gene Ontology annotation, cellular component: extracellular region. The record is from RefSeq and is a predicted model, not a curated record. Gene Ontology annotation, molecular function: cytokine activity. The coding region runs from base 49 to 654 and encodes 201 amino acids. Lineage: Eukaryota; Metazoa; Mollusca; Bivalvia; Venerida; Veneridae.